Sclerotinia borealis F-4128 is the source of this 1068-nucleotide messenger RNA. The record is from the annotation of a GenBank genome assembly. Lineage: Eukaryota; Fungi; Ascomycota; Leotiomycetes; Helotiales; Sclerotiniaceae.
AUGUGUGGUGAGAACAUGAAGCAGUUCCUUAAGGAGCUCCCCAAAUGUGAGCAUCACAUUCAUAUCGAGGGGUCUCUUUCUCCGGCUCUCUUAUUCGAACUCGCAAAAACGAACAACAUCGCCCUUCCGGACUCUGCGACUGAUGCUUCUUUCAAAUCCCCUGAAGCACUUGAGUCCCGCUACGAACGUUUUACUUCCCUAAACGACUUUCUCCAUUACUAUUACAUUGGCAUGUCAGUGUUGAUAAAUUCUGCGGACUACGAAAGCUUAGCCUACGAAUACCUUACCAAGGCCAAUCGUGACGGAGUUCACCAUGCUGAAAUUUUCUUCGACCCGCAAGCACACACUGAACGUGGAAUUGCAUACAGCACUGUUGUGGAGGGUCUUUCCGCUGGAUUGAAGCGCGCUGAGAAGGAUUACGGUAUCACCUCGAAACUCAUUCUAUGCUUCUUGCGACACUUAUCGGCUGGGGAUGCGAGCACUACAUAUCAGGAAGCCGUUUCUUUGGGUCACUUCUCAAGUGGAACUGUAGCUGCUAUCGGUCUUGAUAGUAGUGAGGUUGGAUUCCCACCAGAAAUUUUCAGAGACAUCUAUGAAUCUGCAGAGACGAAUGGAAUUCGUCGAACCGCCCAUGCUGGUGAGGAAGGUGACACUUCUUACAUUUCCAGAGCACUCGACAUCUGCAAAAUUGAAAGAAUCGAUCAUGGAAUUAGGUUGGCCGAAGAUGAAAAUUUGUUGAAGCGAGUGGCAGAGCAGGGGAUAAUGUUGACAAUCUGCCCACUUAGCAAUGUUCGCUUGAGGUGUGUUGAGAAUGUUGGACAAUUGCCAAUUCGAAAGUUCUUGGACGCAGGAAUCAAAUUCAGCAUCAACAGUGAUGACCCAGCUUACUUUGGUGGUUACAUUCUGGACAAUUAUGUUGCCGUUCAGGAAGCAUUUGGCUUGAAUUUGAAGGAGUGGAAAUAUAUUGCAACCAGCGCCAUCGAAGGAAGUUGGUGCGAUGAUGAGAGAAAGACUGUCCUGUUGAGCAAGGUUGACGCAUGUGUCAAUAAGUAUGCAGCAUUGAUCUGA